Messenger RNA from Acaulospora colombiana, 888 nucleotides. Lineage: Eukaryota; Fungi; Glomeromycota; Glomeromycetes; Diversisporales; Acaulosporaceae. The record is from the annotation of a GenBank genome assembly.
AUGAGCUCUGUUGGUAGGAGUGACUUGGAACCUCAGGUGGCAGUGCCACUCUCGUCACAACUCGCUUUCAAACCCUCUGCCAUAUACGCGUCCCUCAUGAGUUGGCGAAUAGGCAUACAACGACAAAUUUUGCGACGUGAAUUGACUUCUGUAAAACCCUACAGAACGGACGACGACGAGUAUAAAAAGCCAAACCCAGAAGAAGACCCAAUUGAUAGAGACUACCGAAGAAAGUUUGAAGCGUUUAGACUUUAUGGAACAGGAGCCCUUUUAGCCGGAGGUGGAACAAUCUGGUACAUCACCCAUCUAGAACAAGUUCCAGAGACAAAAAGAUGGAGAUACAUGGACGUCAACCAGAGAAUGCGUAAAAUGCUGGAAGAGCAGAGUUAUGAACAACUCAUGCAAGAAAUUGGACAACAAAUAGUGCCGGCAUCUCAUCCUGCGACAAAAUGGGUACAGGCCGUCGCUGAGAAAUUGAUCGCAAAAAAUGGUUUGGGUCACGUCGUUAGUCGACCAACCUCAUCAAAAACUGAUCAAAAAGAGGACGAGUGGCUCGUAUACGUGGUCGACCAAGACAUCCCGAACGCAUUCGUCAUCCCAGGUAAACAUGUUGAGGACGAGGAUCAGCUGGCCGGAAUAUUAGCGCACGUGGUUGGACACUCGCUAGAAAAGGUCUCAUUGACCCGACUGAUCGUCGUGAUGGAUAUCGCCUUGCAAGUCAUCCUCGGUACCAAUACGAAUCUAGGAGCACUCGCCCUUCAGUUCUUCAUUGGGCUUCCCAACUCUCGUAUGCAAGAACUGGAGGCAGACCUUGUCGGUUUACGGUUGAUGUCAAAAGCCUGCUUCGAGCCAAAUGCUGUCGUAAAGUACGGUCAAAAGCUAUCCUAA